GUCACAUAGGCAGUCCCAACUAAUUCACAAAUAGGCCUACGCAUUUUAUUUCAAGUGCUCUCUGAUUCCCCACAGCGAUCAAUACAGGGGCUGCAGUUCUGUGUUUUUUUUCGAAUCCAUGUUGAAGUUUUUGCUCUCAGACUUGAUCGCAUUACCGCUGGUUGGGUCAUUUCAGGCCAGUGCACGCGUUGCAUCCAGAAUCUCCGUGCUCCGAGGACCAAGCUGAGAGAAUCCAACUGAAGACGGAAUGCAUUGGCAUUGUGUGAGAAAAUAAUAUUUGCGGACAAACUGCGUGGCCUAUGUGGUUUGCGUCCGGAGGGAGCUUUAUGGCGCCUCGAACCUGCCUGCUGUGAGACUUCACAGCUCCCUCCAGCUAACAUGUUUUAAAUAUCCCCUCUCUGGACAGCGAAAUUCAGCACACAGAGACCGGUAUCCCCAUGUCUGUGGAUACUCAGAGGAUGAAGCGUAGACCUUAAACCCCAGCAGUAUGUCAGACCAAGCAGACAAUUGCACCCAGCACUGGAAACAUGAGGUCAUGCAAAAUGGGUACAUACCGAGUUAUCUGGACAAGGAUGAGCUUUGUGUAGUGUGUGGAGACAAAGCUACAGGAUAUCACUAUCGCUGUAUCACCUGUGAAGGUUGCAAGGGCUUCUUCCGACGGACAAUCCAGAAGAAUCUCAACCCUACAUAUGCAUGUAAGUACGAGGGAAAAUGCAUAAUCGACAAAGUGACCAGGAACCAGUGCCAGGAAUGUCGCUUCAAGAAGUGCAUUGCAGUUGGCAUGGCAACUGACUUGGUGCUGGAUGACGGUAAGCGGCUGGCCAAGCGGAAGCUGAUCGAGGAGAACAGGGAGCGUCGUCGGAAAGAGGAGCUGCAGAAGACAGUGUGGGACCGCCUUGAGCCCACGCAGGAGGAGUGGGACCUGAUUCGCAUGGUCACUGAGGCCCACAUGGCAACAAAUGCCCAGGGCAACCACUGGAAACAGAAGCGAAAAUUUUUGGUCGAGGAAGCAAUGCUACUUAAUGAAAUAACAUGUAAUUUAUUCUAUACCUCUGACCAGAGUGCAGUGGGGGUGAAGGAAACUAAGCCAGAGGACAUUGGUCAAGGACCCAUCAUAAAUGCACCUGAGGGAAGCAAAGUGGAUAUAGAAGCCUUCAGUCAGUUUACUAAAAUUAUCACCCCCGCCAUCACCCGUGUGGUGGACUUUGCCAAAAAGCUGCCUAUGUUCUGUGAGCUGCCUUGUGAAGACCAGAUCAUCCUGUUAAAAGGCUGUUGCAUGGAGAUCAUGUCGCUGCGGGCCGCCGUGCGCUACGACCCCGAGAGUGAGACGCUCACACUGAACGGAGAAAUGGCCGUCACCCGUGGCCAGCUGAAGAACGGGGGACUGGGAGUGGUCUCAGAUGCCAUCUUUGACCUUGGAGUGUCACUAUCCUCCUUCAAUCUGGAUGACUCGGAGGUGGCUCUUCUGCAAGCUGUCAUCCUCCUGUCAUCCGAUCGGCCAGGUCUGACAAGUGUGGAACGGAUCGAGCGCUGUCAGGAGGAGUUCCUCCUGGCUUUUGAACAUUACAUCAACUACCGCAAACACAAGGUGGCCCACUUCUGGCCCAAGCUGCUGAUGAAGGUGACAGACCUGAGGAUGAUCGGAGCAUGCCACGCCAGCCGUUUCCUGCACAUGAAGGUGGAAUGUCCCACCGAGUUGUUCCCUCCACUCUUCCUGGAGGUGUUUGAGGACUGACCUGUGUGUGUGUGUGUGUGUGUGUCAAUGUGUGUGUGUGUGCCUGUGAGAGCAUGGAUGGAGGGAACAGCUGCACGUCUCAAUACAGUGAACUUCUAUUAGCACUACUGAGUGUCACUUCAUUCCAUAGUUUAGGAGUACCUCUUGGCCUAAUCUAGAAUGGAACCAUUCCUUACGAUGCGGGUACAUGUGAAUAGAAUUUGGGGUCUCUGUUUUUAAGAUGUCCUCUCUCAGUUACAAUUUGUGUUUGUUUUGUUUUAAUUGUACAGUGGCUUAUUGUUGAUAAUAUUGACUCGAUGUUGACAGCACUUAUUUGGUCACAGGAACCAUGCAAAUGUUGUUUCCUUUUGUAUUCUGUUUAAAAUGGACAGACUCCAACCUGACAGUCUAGUCUAGGACAGACAGGACAUGUGGAUUUGCCAGUUCACCUGUUUAGACCUGGUAGUAAGUAACACUACUCAAAAACUGUGCUUGCACUGUACCGAGCCUCAAGCAUUUCUUUACAAUUUGCCAGGCAUGGAACAGAUCAUCCACUGACAAUCACAACUCAAGGUUUGUUUCUCAGCUUGUCCCUCACACGGAUGCAGGAAUUAAGACAAUCCUUUUAAUGUUGUGUCUGUUUUGUGAGUGAUGCCACACAGUGCCAAAACAUUGUUCAUCAUACCUAAUUAUUGGGUCCUUAAUUGGAAGGUCCCGGAUGCAUCUUUCAAACUGUCUCGUCUGUAGAAAUGUGUUUUCUGCCAUUAUAAUACACUCACUAUGUGACAAGAAAUGUGUGUUUUAGUCCCACGAGCUGCAACACCUAGAUGUGGUUUAUGUCAUGGAGCUAGUGUUGGGCUGGUGGGGGGCCAGGAACUCACUGACAUGGGACAUUUGCAAGUGGGAUUCAAAAGCAAUGUUGCCCAAAUAAAAUCACAUGCAGUCAGCAGACUACAGUAAGGAAGCUAUCGGGUAAAAACUAACCGUUUAGUUUGUGUUUCUUUUGUUGUUUUUCUAUAAAACUUAGUAUGAUGUUAUUUGCAAAAUGACAAAAAUGAUAGGCUUCGUGUAAAUGUAUGUAUUUGAACUCUUCUAGCUUCAUACUACUCCUUAAAGCAGCUUGUGUUUUCUUUGAAGUGAUGCCUUUAAUUAACCCUUGUGUUAUCUUCGGGUCAUUCUGACCCAUCAGUCAUUGUGACCCACCGUCGUAUUGCGACAGAUUUACCGCAUAUAAAGACAAAGUGAAGCAUUUUCUUUUAACCGUUGGGCUGUCUCAGACCCCCCACAUUGCAAAGGUUAAAAGAAAAUUAUUUUAAUUUGUUUUUGUAUUGGGUAAAAUUGGGUAAACACAACGAUGGUUCGUUAUGAACCUUUGGGUCAUGUGACCCGAAGGCAGCACGAGGGUUAAGCAAUAGAUUUGCUGCAGUUUUUGAAUGACCAGGACCUCAUACACCACACAAACCGUUUCUACUCAAAAGCAAAUGCACAGACAAUCAGAGAGCGAGAGAGAGAAUAGCAGGGUCCAAGAGAACUCACUGGGCCAGUACUUUCAGUAUAGAUGAGUGUAACAGGUGACAUUAACUCCUUCUGGAGGUUUGUUUUACAACAAAACACAGGGACAAUCAUGUGAAUUUAGCACAUAUGUAUGUGUAUUCUAACAGUAAACAAGUUUUACCAAGCCUGCACAUGUUCUAUACAUUAACUGAGGUAAAGGUCCAUUUGUAGCAGAACAUAACAGUUAAAUAUCGGAUAACAAUAAAGUUCAAGCAAUUCCAUUAUGAACAACUGAACAAGGUGAGCUCCACAGCUUUACCUGGAUUUAGGAUCGUCUUUCAGAAAAUGUCACCUAUUUUGAAAAAAGGCAUCUUACUAAUGUGACCAUGUGGUACUUUCUCUCAUAAGAAAGUUUUCUUAAAGUUAAAGUUAGUUUGCAUACACACCAAUAACAAAGGUUGCACCAUAGAAAAGCUAUUUUACAGUACAAAGGAAAAAGGAUGUAUAUUUUCAGACUGCAGGAUUUUUUACAUAUAUUGUGCAUAUUAUGAUUAUUUUAUUGUUUUACAUAAAAAAAUAAAGAUGUCUUUCUCUGAAAUGAAUUUUGAAACAACAUUGUAGAGUCAGGCAUACCAAUCCAUACCAAUGUUUGUCCACAAGGGUAUACUGAGCAUAUAACUGUACUGUUAGUGCAAAACAGAUACUACAUCUGGAUGGUUAGUGUUAAUGAAGAGAUUAAUAAAACAAACUCCAAUAUGUAAGUAUAUACAAACAAAACAACACACCAUAAAAAUAACACAAUCGUAAGUGUUGUCAUGUCUGCCAGACCAUUGUUUGUGAUGUAGUAAUUGUCCUUGAUCAUUAUAUUUGGAUAACAGUCAUGUAAAGAAAGGGGGUGUAUGGGCAUAUGUUUUGAGGUUGAAUCAGUGGCUGGAAUUAUGUGGUUUCCUAGCAAAUAUGAUGUAUUAUUGCACAUGGCUUUCAUGCCUAUAUUUCAUGUUCAGAAAGUGCUAUAGCUUGGGUACCCUGGAAAAAUAAGAAGUUGCACUUACAGAGAUCAUUUAUUGAUACUUUGGUCCUCAUGAAUAUGUUUGCACUUAAUGUGAAUGGGCUCUUAAGAAUAAAGAUGGUUUUGGGAAAUGUC
Messenger RNA from Osmerus eperlanus (European smelt), 4352 nucleotides. It is a transcript of the gene thrb, whose product is annotated as thyroid hormone receptor beta. Gene Ontology annotation, biological process: retinoic acid receptor signaling pathway; negative regulation of transcription by RNA polymerase II; positive regulation of transcription by RNA polymerase II. The transcript has 12 exons. Gene Ontology annotation, molecular function: RNA polymerase II cis-regulatory region sequence-specific DNA binding; zinc ion binding; nuclear receptor activity. Bases 488 to 1735 code for a protein of 415 amino acids. The record is from RefSeq and is a predicted model, not a curated record. NCBI's taxonomy places the organism in Eukaryota, Metazoa, Chordata, Actinopteri, Osmeriformes, Osmeridae.